AUGUCUGGCUGCUGGCAGCGCCGCCGGGUUUAUCCUGGUAGGGAGGCUUUCCUCUCAGGCCCAGAGUAUGAGCUGAACGGCUUCUUCUUCCUGAGGAAAAACUACAGCCUGCUGAGGAAAAAAAUCUCUUUCCCUGCUUCCUUGAGUCACUCUGGAUCAAAGUACUCGAAACAGAAAAAGCAUUCUGAGCGGCAGGCGCAGCAGAGUGACGUCAGCAGCCGCUCUUCCUCAGGAUUUGGAGAUUCCACUGGAGAUCCCAGUGAAGCUGGACUGACCGCUGACGCCCUCUACCUGUAUCACUGGGCAAAGGCGCAAAGCAAAGGGAGCCCGGUCUAUCUGUGGGGCCACUCUCUGGGCUCUGGAGUGGCAACCAACACUGCAGUGAAAAUACAAGAACAAGGGUCUGCUGUGGAUGCUGUAAUCCUGGAAGCUCCAUACACGAGGAUUGGGGAUGUUAUUGCAGAUAAUCUGCUUGUUAAGAUGUACACGUUGCUGCCAGGAGUUGAGAGCUUGCUCUGGAACUUAUUGGAAAAGAUAAACAUAUCGUUUGCCAAUGAUGAAAAUUUAAAGACCCUGAGCAGUCCACUUCUGAUCCUGCAUGCAGAGGACGAUAACAUCGUUCCCUACCGUAUGGGUCAGAAGCUGUACCAGAUAGCGCUGCAAGCCCGGAAGGAAUCCAACUCAGACGCUCGAGUUCAGAUGAUCACCUACAGAGGAAACCUUGGACUGUCCCACAGCCACAUAUGCUUGGACCCCGAUUUGUCAGAUGUGGUGCAGACAUUUCUACAAACUUGAUGAAAGGACCAUCCUUCCUGCAAAGUCAUAAAAAUGCAAGACAACCAAAAACAAAUAAAAACUUGCAUCACUUUGCUUUUGAAGUUUUAUUUCAGCAAGUAGAGAACAAGAUUCAUUAGUCUUUUGUCUUUCUAAACACUAGUUUUUCCUCUUAUAAACAGUUUUUCUAAGUACAGAUCACCUCAGGUCUUCCUUCCUUAUAACCAUUCAACUUCCUGAAUCCUAAAACCCUCCUGAUCCUUAGGAAUGUCAGAAAUGAGUGAGUUUUCAGAGCUUUUCCACCCUUCAGAGACUGAAUGUGUUGGCGCUAAAGAAAUGUAACAGUGCUUUGACUAAGAUGCAAAGGGGAAAAAGAUAAAAAGCACCUUAGAUUCCCCUGAAAAA
Cyprinodon variegatus (sheepshead minnow) is the source of this 1179-nucleotide messenger RNA. It is a transcript of the gene abhd12b, whose product is annotated as abhydrolase domain containing 12B. Gene Ontology annotation, cellular component: endoplasmic reticulum membrane. NCBI's taxonomy places the organism in Eukaryota, Metazoa, Chordata, Actinopteri, Cyprinodontiformes, Cyprinodontidae. Gene Ontology annotation, molecular function: monoacylglycerol lipase activity; phosphatidylcholine lysophospholipase A1 activity. The transcript is spliced from 9 exons. Gene Ontology annotation, biological process: monoacylglycerol catabolic process; phosphatidylserine catabolic process. The coding region runs from base 1 to 795 and encodes 264 amino acids. The record is from RefSeq and is a predicted model, not a curated record.